This is a messenger RNA of Yamadazyma jaroonii, 957 nucleotides long. The record is from the annotation of a GenBank genome assembly. Lineage: Eukaryota; Fungi; Ascomycota; Pichiomycetes; Serinales; Debaryomycetaceae.
AUGUUUGGUCAAGUAGUUAUAGGACCACCAGGGAGUGGUAAAUCUACGUAUUGUUACGGUUUAUACCAAUUCUUAUCGGUGAUAGGGAGAAAACUGUGUGUUAUCAAUUUGGAUCCUGCAAAUGAUAACAUUCCUUAUCCAGUAGCAUUGGAUAUCAGGAAUUAUAUCAAACUAGAAGAUGUGAUGAAUGAGUUUAACCUUGGUCCCAAUGGUGGAUUAUUGUUUGCUAUGGAAAACUUAAGAUAUGAACUUCUAGAUGAGUUCAUGGACAAGAUCAAUAAACUCAAACAAGAUAAUUACCUUAUAUUCGAUUGUCCUGGACAGAUCGAAUUAUUUACUCAUGAUAAUUCAUUAUUCAAGAUAUUCAAACGAUUGGGCGAAUUGGACAUCAGACUUUGCAUUGUAUCAUUAAUUGAUUCAAUCUAUUUAACGUCGCCGUCACAAUAUGUUUCAGUACUUUUGAUUAGUUUGAGAUCAAUGUUACAAAUGUCUUUGCCGCAAAUAAACGUCAUAUCCAAAAUCGAUAAACUAAAAUCCUAUGGGAAAUUACCUUUCAGGUUGAAUUACUAUACGGAAGUUCAAGACUUGGAAUUUUUAACUCCCUUAUUGGAAAAAGAGUCAAAUUCAAUUCUCGGUAAAAGGUAUGUCAAGUUGACUCAAUCAAUUAGCACCAUAAUAGAGGAUUAUAAUUUAGUCAGUUUCAAGGUCUUAGCCGUAGAAAACAAAAGAUGUAUGAUAGAUUUGUUAUACGAGGUGGACAAGGCGUUAGGAUAUCACGGAAAGGAAGUUGGUGGUGACAGUUUAUGGAAUGAAGUUACUAGAAACGGAAUCGGCGAAGAAGUAGAUGUUCAUGAAAGAUGGAUUGACCUGAAAGAAAUCUAUGAUGAGCAGGAAAGGAAAGACGAUGAAGAAAUGAGACAAUCAAUGAUACGAAGUGAAGCAAAUGAAGAAGAGUAG